Molecule: messenger RNA, 945 nt
Organism: Suillus bovinus
Lineage: Eukaryota; Fungi; Basidiomycota; Agaricomycetes; Boletales; Suillaceae
Exons: 1
Coding region: 1-945 (314 amino acids)
Source: RefSeq, a predicted model, not a curated record
AUGUCUCGCAUACUGGGCCCACUCAAAAGUGCGGGAUUGGAUGGUGUCAAGAUGCACAGUGGUGAUGGCGCUCUUCGCCGCUGUCACCCUUUGUUUGCCUCCUUUGUCGGGGAUUAUCCAGAGCAGCUCCUAGCUAUGGGCGUGAAGUUUAUGGAGUGCCCUAAGUGCAACAUUGACGCUGGUGACACCAGGAGCAACACAGUAGCCUUUCACCUGCGCAAUCUGGGCUCAGUGCUAGAUGCACUUGCUGCUCUUGAUCAUGGAAGUCUUGCAUUUGUCCAUGCAUGCGCUGCUGUAGGCAUCAAGCCCAUUGUUCACCCAUUCUGGGAGGAUCUCCCCUUUGCAAACAUCUUUUGUGCUAUCACCCCUGAUGUACUACAUCAGCUGUACCAGGGCCUAGUAAAACAUCUUGUCCAGUGGCUCUCAGAAGCGUGCGGAGCAGCUGAAAUUGACGCUCGAUGUCGCCAUCUCCCUCUGAACCACAACAUACGAUUAUUUAUGAAAGGUAUCACCACCUUGUCGCAUCUGAGUGGCAAGGAACAUGCCCAGAUUUGCCGAUUUCUACUGGGAAUCAUCAUUGACAUUCUCUUACCAAACAAUUUGAACGCAAGUCGUCUCUUACGUGCAGUGCAGGGACUACUGGAUUUUUUGUACCUCACACAAUAUCCCUGCCACAGCUCCGAAACUCUAGAACUAUUGCAGGUGGCACUAGACACUUUCCACGACAACAAGGGUAUUUUCGUCAACCUUGGUAUACGGAAGAAUUUCAACUUACCGAAGCUCCACGCUGCUCGCCAUUACCCCCAUAUGAUCAUGCUGUUCGGUACAACAGAUAACUACGAUACUGAAUACACCGAACACCUCCACAUUGACAUUGCGAAGGAUGCUUACCGUGCGACAAACCACAAGGACGAAUUCAUUCAAAUGACUGCCUGGUUAGAAUGA